AGCUGACGGGUAAUCAGCCAAUCAGAAGUUGUUCGCUGUUGUAAAUACAGGGGUUGAUUUGAGCGCACGUUGAAAGGACGCAGGAGCAACACAGGCGAGAACCCGAGAGGAGACAUGGCGGUGGACAAAAGAGUCCGCGGCACGAAGGGUGCUGCCACAACAAGCAGCAGCAACAGUAGCAGACAGGAGGGCCCUGGAGGACUGUGGGACUCUGUGAAGAAAGCUGCGUUUGUCAUCGGAUCUGGAAUCUUAUUCUUGGCUGCAUUUGGCAACUCGCUGACAUGGCACCUGCAGAGAUUCUGGGGAGCUUCAGGAGAUUUCUGGCAGAACUUGUGGACCAAGCUGUACUUGAAUUUUGAGGGUCAUGAAGCUUCUUUGUUCUACUUCGGGACAAUGUUUUUCCCGACUCUGUCGUUCUGGGCGACGAAUGCUCUGCUGCUGUUGGUGGACACUACUGGUAAACCCUCCUUCAUCACUCGCUACCGCAUCCAGGUGGACAGGAAUAACCCGGUGGAUCCAGCUAAGGUUCGCCAUGCAGUGAAAUAUGUCAUCUUCAACCAAGUGUUCAUCUCUGGGCCCAUGGUGGUGGUAGCUUACCAACUGAUGAGCUUGAGAGGGAACCCCUGCGGCCCCGAGCUGCCCACCUUCCAUUGGGCCCUGAUGGAGCUCGCUUUCUUUGCCCUUGUGGAGGAAGUGAUGUUUUACUAUUCACACAGGCUGUUCCAUCAUCCCAGCCUCUACAAGCAUUUCCACAAACAGCACCAUGAAUGGACCGCUCCCAUCGGGGUCGUCUCCAUCUACGCUCAUCCCCUGGAGCAUAUGCUCUCCAACAUGCUGCCGGUGGCAGUCGGACCGGUGCUCCUGGGCUCCCACCUGACCACCACCACCCUCUGGUACUGCCUGGCUCUGGUCAGCACCACCAUCUCCCACUGCGGAUACCACCUCCCCUUCCUGCCGUCUCCCGAGUUCCACGACUUCCACCACCUCAAGUUCAACCAGUGUUUCGGGGUCUUCGGUGUGUUGGAUCGGCUCCACGGCACCGACACCAAAUUCAGGCAGACCAAGCAGUACGAGCGCCACACCCUGCUCACCAGCCUCACCCCUCUGAACGAGAGCAUCCCCGACGAGCCCAAGAAAGGCCAUUGAUGAACGCCUGAGCCCUGACCUUCAAUCUCAGGCCCUGGCCCUCGCCAAGUUUGGGAUCAGUUCCCAAUCAAUCUUAAAUGGCUUUCAGAUUUUGAUUAUUCUAGAAGAAAACCUGUUGAUCAGUUUCAGACAGUGAACAUCUUUUAUUUUUCCAAUUAGAAAUGUUGUUGCACUUUAUCCGACAUGCACAUUUCAUUAAGUUUGGCCUCCAUGUUCACUGUCGCCGUGGAGACGCCUGUCACUGUGAUUAUUUUUAACCUGUUUUUUUCCAUGAUAUCAACUUCCUGUGAACUAGGAAGGCUGUUAUUGUAGUUAAUAAUGUGGUUCAUGGAUGGUAAUGUACGGAGCAGUCAGUAGUUCGGGGUUAUUGUCUGGUAAUAUCUUAGGAAAGUUUAUGCCAGGUGCUUGAUUUUAAAAUAUAAAUACUGACUGUAAGUCAGACUUAUGGGAUGGGAUCAUCUUACACAACUAGCUUGUGUAUCGGACAUAUUCCUGCUGAGGUAGAUUUAAGAAUAUAGUGAUUGAUGAGGGUGAAAAUAAAUAAUUUCUAACCAUGAUGAGACUUUACUGCACCUCGCCAUGACUUCCCUUCUCAGGUGAAAGGAGACAUAUUUAACCGUCUGCUGUUGUCUUUCCUCAGCUUUACAAAUACGAGGGUCCAAACUUGUGUUUCAGGGCUGUUUUCACACAUAUUAAAACCCACCACAGUUCUUAUACUCAGUGUGAAGCACAUAGUUAAAAUGGAUGUGAGAGAAGUAAAUUCAUGCUGCGUUCACAGCUCCCAACAGUCCUGAAUAACAGAAGAGAGGUAGAGCAAGUAAUUUCAAUAUGAACAGAUUCUGGUUUGGAUGUAAAUUCAACUUCAUGGUGGUGAUGUUGAUCAUCCCCCAGAUUCCUCACACUUGAAAAUGAUUGUAUUUGGAUCUCUGGGCCUCUAAAAGGACACUUUUCUUUACUGAAUCUCGGCUUUAAUGUUAGUAGAUUCAGUUUAAUCUAGAGCUAUUGUUGUAAUUCUUAUAAACACAUUUUAUAUUUCAAGUCAUGUUUAAUAAGAGCAACAGUCCAGACUCUUGUGCUGCGUUCACUUGCUGCUCAGACAGACGAUACAGUUGCACUUUUCAUUUCCAUGGCACUUAAAUCAUAUUCUUGAAUGUUAAAUGUGUCUGUAUUACAGGGAGGCCUCAGAAACGUUUGUACAAUAAAUUAAUGUUGAAAGAGAUUUCCUACUGUGAUUGAUACAAUGUUAAUGUUUCUACUGGACUGUAAUAUUAAAAACAUUUUAAGAAAA
This is a messenger RNA of Dicentrarchus labrax (European seabass), 2434 nucleotides long. It is a transcript of the gene faxdc2, whose product is annotated as fatty acid hydroxylase domain containing 2. The coding region runs from base 115 to 1146 and encodes 343 amino acids. Gene Ontology annotation, biological process: sterol biosynthetic process. Lineage: Eukaryota; Metazoa; Chordata; Actinopteri; Moronidae. The transcript is spliced from 9 exons. Gene Ontology annotation, molecular function: iron ion binding; C-4 methylsterol oxidase activity. The record is from RefSeq and is a predicted model, not a curated record.